AUGCAAACCAUCGGCCAACAGACCGGUGGCUCCUCCCCCAGAGGAACCUUCCUCGGCUCCGGCCUCCUAAUCGGCGGCGUCAUCGCCGCAACCGCCAUCAACUCCUCCCUCUUCAACGUCGACGGAGGCCACCGCGCAAUCAAAUACACCCGCCUCGGCGGUAUCUCCGACAGAAUCUACGCCGAAGGCACACACAUCAUGCUCCCCUGGUUCGAAACACCCAUCACCUACGACGUCCGCGCCAAACCCCGGAAUGUCGCUUCGUUGACUGGAACGAAGGAUUUGCAGAUGGUUAAUAUCACGUGCCGUGUUCUUUCUCGUCCGGAUACGGGGGCGUUGCCGAUGAUUUAUAGGACGCUUGGGACGGAUUAUGAUGAGAGGGUUUUGCCGUCGUUGAUUAAUGAGGUGCUCAAGAGUGUUGUUGCGCAAUUCAACGCGAGUCAGCUCAUCACGCAGCGUGAGAAGGUCUCCCGUAUGGUCCGCGAGGCACUCAUUGUGAGGGCCGCUCGUUUCAAUAUUUUGUUGGACGACGUCUCCCUCACCCACGUCCAAUUCUCCCCCGAAUUCACCGCCGCGGUCGAAUCCAAACAAAUCGCGCAACAAGAAGCCCAGCGCGCUGCAUUCGUCGUCGACCGCGCACGACAGGACAAAGCUGCCGCAGUCGUCCGAGCUCAGGGUGAGGCGCAGAGUGCGGUGUUGAUUGGAGAAGCGAUUAAGAAUAAACCUGGGUUUGUAGAGUUGAGGAAGAUUCAGACUGCGAGGGAGAUUGCGCAGACGUUGAGUGAGGGGGGGAAUAGGAUUGUGCUUGAUAGUGGGAGUUUGAUGAUGAAUAUUGGGGCGGAGGUUAAUCAUGAGCCGACGAAGAAGAGGUAA
Messenger RNA from Saitoella complicata NRRL Y-17804, 873 nucleotides. Its product is annotated as prohibitin-2. Gene Ontology annotation, biological process: mitochondrion organization. The record is from RefSeq and is a predicted model, not a curated record. Gene Ontology annotation, cellular component: membrane; mitochondrion. The coding region runs from base 1 to 873 and encodes 290 amino acids. NCBI's taxonomy places the organism in Eukaryota, Fungi, Ascomycota, Saitoellomycetes, Saitoellales, Saitoellaceae. The transcript has a single exon.